AUGUCCGACGGAGAUUUUACCAGAUUGCAGAUCUUUGGCACCGUGUUUGAGAUAACUGGCCGCUACACGGACUUGAACCCCGUGGGGAUGGGGGCGUUCGGAUUGGUGUGUUCAGCCAAGGACAAGUUGACAAACCAAAACGUGGCGAUCAAGAAGAUCAUGAAGCCGUUCUCGACCCCGGUAUUGGCGAAGCGCACGUACCGUGAGUUGAAGUUAUUGAAACAUCUCAGGCACGAGAACUUGAUCUCGCUCGACGACAUCUUUCUUUCGCCAUUGGAGGACAUUUACUUCGUGACCGAGUUGCAGGGCACGGACUUGCACCGCUUGCUUACAUCCCGGCCGUUGGAGAAGCAGUUCAUCCAGUACUUCCUCUACCAGAUCCUCCGCGGGUUGAAGUACGUGCACUCCGCAGGGGUUAUCCACCGCGACUUGAAGCCGUCCAAUAUCUUGAUCAACGAGAACUGUGACUUGAAAAUCUGUGACUUUGGACUAGCCCGCAUCCAGGAUCCCCAGAUGACCGGCUACGUCUCUACGCGCUAUUACCGCGCGCCAGAGAUUAUGCUCACGUGGCAGAAGUAUGACAUCGAGGUCGACAUGUGGUCUGCCGGGUGCAUUUUCGCGGAAAUGAUCUUGGGCAAGCCGCUCUUUCCGGGAAAGGAUCACGUGCACCAGUUCUCCAUCAUUACCGAGUUACUAGGCUCACCGCCGGCCGAUGUCAUCGACACCAUCUGCUCCGAAAACACGUUAAAGUUUGUCCAAUCGUUGCCCCACAAGGAGCCGGUUCCGUUUGCGGAGUACUUUGCCAGUAACGAAAUGGAGCCAGAAGCGAUUGACUUAUUGGCCAAGAUGUUGGUGUUUGAUCCGAAGAAGCGCAUCUCCGCGGAAGAGGCCUUGUCCCACCCGUACCUCCAGCCGUACCACGACCCGCUGGACGAGCCGGUCGCGGGUGAGAAGUUCGACUGGUCGUUCAACGAUGCAGAUUUGCCGGUCGAUACCUGGAGGGUCAUGAUGUACUCCGAAAUCUUGGACUUCCACCACGUCGACAGUGGCCAGAUCCAGGCCCAGCUGGAGCAGUUGCAGUACCAGCAGAUGCAACAGCCGGCACAGUAG
Molecule: messenger RNA, 1110 nt
Organism: Babjeviella inositovora NRRL Y-12698
Lineage: Eukaryota; Fungi; Ascomycota; Pichiomycetes; Serinales
Gene: HOG1
Product: mitogen-activated protein kinase
Exons: 1
Coding region: 1-1110 (369 amino acids)
Biological process (GO): protein phosphorylation; stress-activated MAPK cascade; osmosensory signaling pathway
Cellular component (GO): nucleus; cytoplasm
Molecular function (GO): ATP binding; MAP kinase activity
Source: RefSeq, a predicted model, not a curated record